AUGUCUCGUCGCCCUACCGUCCCUGAGCGGCCUUCUCGGCCCAUCGCGCUGGGGAGCUGCAUCAUCUAUGGCUGCGGAGCAGGACUGCUUGGAGUCGCCGCGCCUAGCUCGUACGUCCCUGGACAUACACUUGAGCGCCUCCUGUCGCUCCCCGCUCGACCUGAUUCAGAGCGCUUCGGGCUAAACAUGGCCAUGCAUUACGGACAGGGAGCAGCUGCGGCGAUCAUCAGAGCUCUUAUGAGCGCCAAUGGUCUUCGCGGGCCGUUUUCCGACUUUAUGUUUAUCUCUGUACGGCUUCUGAUUGAUCAGACUCUGGAGAAUAUGACCGGCGUUGGGGCGCUUCCCUGGACGUGGCCAGUUAAUGAGCAAGUCAUUGAUAUCCUCCAUAAGGCAGUCUUUGCAUUUGUGACGGGAUAUUUCACCGACAGAUGGCUUCAGUGA
Messenger RNA from Penicillium arizonense, 441 nucleotides. RefSeq lists its product as uncharacterized. The transcript has 3 exons. NCBI's taxonomy places the organism in Eukaryota, Fungi, Ascomycota, Eurotiomycetes, Eurotiales, Aspergillaceae. The record is from RefSeq and is a predicted model, not a curated record. The coding region runs from base 1 to 441 and encodes 146 amino acids.